Marchantia polymorpha subsp. ruderalis is the source of this 6474-nucleotide messenger RNA. The record is from the annotation of a GenBank genome assembly. Lineage: Eukaryota; Viridiplantae; Streptophyta; Marchantiopsida; Marchantiales; Marchantiaceae.
CGACUCUCUCCAAAUAGUGAGAACGUGGUCGCGCAAUUGUAGCCACCUGUUGAGCUGCACUCGCGCCUACGUCACAAAGUCCUCGUUUCCUUCUUUCUCCACGGUUUCAGGCGUACUUAAGGAGUCGAGUCUAAACUCGACUUGCUCCAUUUCAUAUCCUGUUUGGAUGUGCACGCUGAAAGCUGGUAGUUGAUCAUGUAGAUAGCUCGCGGAAUUUGAUCAGUCUGUGUCGAGUUUGAGUUUGUGGCAUGUGGUGGACUACUCCGGCGCAUGCCAUUAUAUUAGCUCGUAGCUCGACAAAUGUUUCUGGGUUGAGUCGUCCAGAUUUCCUACGAGCAUGUGAGGUGAUUGGGCAUGCCUCCUGCAAUCUAGUAGUUUUUUUAUGAGUCGUUCGACUUCAAGAAGUCUACUCGUCGAGAAUCUGUCAGUCGCCACUAAGCUGGAAUUUUGUGCUGCAAACGCAAUGACGUGAACAGACGAGAAUUUGUCGACAGAAGUCGGACGAAGAAAGUAGUAGCGAUGGCAGCGAUUUCACCCACGGAGAUGGAGCCGUCCGAGGAAAUAGCUCGGACAAGCACUAGUCAGGUAGGCAGUAGGAGACGAAGUAGUGCAGACAGAGACAGAGCCAGUCGAUGGGCCACUUUGAAUCUAGAACCGGACAGCGAAUUCGGAGGAUCGGGCAGGCAGGAAGAGAAUGGACUGAACGAUGAAGAGAAUCUGAAAUGGGCUGCUCUAGAAAAGCUUCCCACAUAUGAUCGCUUACGAACUGCCAUUCUCGAGAAGAUGAAAGGGAGUAAGGUUUAUCGUGAGGAAGUGGAUCUUAGAUUAUUGUCCGGCGGAGAGCCCCAGGCUCAGGCGCUCAUUCGCAAGCUCUUCACUAUCAGUAGUCCCGAAGAGGACAAUGCCAACUUUUUGCGCAAACUGCGAGGGCGCCUGGAUAAGGUGGGUGUGCAGCUACCGACCGUGGAGGUCCGCUACGAGAAUUACUCCCUAGAAGCAGAAGCUCAUAUUGGCGGUCGAGCAAUGCCCAGUCUUCCCAACUCCAUGAUCAAUACCCUCGAGGGAAUUCUGGAAUCUUUGUGCAUUCGAGUUUCAAAGAAGUCGAAGAUUCCAAUCUUGCGAGACCUGAGCGGUAUCGUCAAACCUGGAAGACUGACGCUGCUUCUGGGUCCUCCCGGAUCGGGAAAGACUUCAUUUCUGCGCGCACUCGCUGGCAAGCUCGACGACGACAGUCUGAAGGUCUCGGGAAGAGUAACAUAUAAUGGGCACGAGAUGACCGAGUUCGUGCCUCAGAAGACGUCGGCUUACAUAAGUCAGCACGACUUCCAUGUGCCGGAGAUGACCGUGCGAGAGACCUUCAACUACUCCGCCAAGUCACAGGGCGUGGGAACGAGAUAUGAGCUCAUGACCGAACUCCUGCAAAGGGAGAAAGAACUGGGAAUCAAACCCGACAUGGAUAUCGACUUCUACAUGAAAGCUACGGCUAUGCAAGAUCUAGCCACCAGCGUGGUUACGGAGUACACUUUGAAGAUUUUGAGCUUGGAAAUUUGCUCGGAUAUCAUGAUUGGGAAUGAAAUGGUGCGAGGAAUUUCUGGUGGUCAAAAGAAGAGGGUCACCACUGGAGAGAUGAUAGUGGGGCCUACGAGGACGCUGUUUAUGGACGAGAUCUCGACGGGGCUGGACAGCUCCACCACCUACCAAAUCGUCAAGUGCCUGCGAGAUAUCUGUCACGCCCUGGACAGCACCAUCGUGAUGUCGCUCCUCCAGCCUCCACCGGAAACGUUCGAAAACUUCGACGACAUCAUCCUCCUGGCCGACGGUCAAAUCGUCUAUCAAGGAGAACGGGAGAAAGUGCUCGACUUUUUUGAGGCUUGUGGCUUCAAGUGCCCUGAACGAAAGGGCGUCGCUGACUUUCUACAAGAGGUAACAUCCCGCAAAGAUCAGGAGCAGUACUGGGCCGAUAAGCACGCGCCGUAUGUGUUUGUCUCCGUCGAACAAUUUGCCAAGGCUUUCAAGCAUCACUCCGAGGGUAUUACGCUGCAGAAGGAGCUCGCAAUACCUUACGACAGGAAUAAAAGCCACAAAGCUGCCUUGAUCAGAGAAAGAUACUCGGUAUCUACUAUGCAGCUCUUUAAGAUCAACUUCGAGAAGGAAUAUCUGCUAAUGAAGAGAAACUCUUUUGUGUACUUCUUCAGGAUAUUCCAAGUUUCUCUAGUCGGUCUUCUGUCAAUGAGUGUCUUUUUUCGAACGGAGAUGCGAAGGGACAAUCUAGCUGACGCACAAAUUUAUGCCGCGGCUCUCUUUUUUGGUGUUAUUAUGAUCAUGUUCAAUGGGUAUGCUGAGCUUGCUAUGACAGCCACUCGACUGCCAGUAUUUUACAAACAAAGAGAUCUACUAUUUCUUCCUUCGUGGGCCUUUGCUAUUCCCAGGGCUGUUCUCUCCAUUCCGGUAUCUUUUUACGAAGCCUUCUUGUGGGUGGCUAUUACAUAUUACACAACAGGCUUCGCUCCAGCUGCAAGCAGGUUUUUCCAACAGUUAUUUCUUUUCUUCUCCAUGCACCAGAUGGCAGGGUCCAUGUUUCGGUUUACAGCUUCUGUUGCACGAGAUCCGGUUAUCGGAAACACUUUGGGAACAUUCAUUCUUCUGGUCUUUUUCUUUCUAGGAGGGUUUCUGUUACCCAAGGAUGAUGUUAAGCCCUGGUGGAUAUGGGGAUACUGGAUUUCACCUUUGGCUUAUGCUACCAACGCCGUGAGUGUGGUGGAGUACCUUGCGCCACAAUGGAAUAAGCCGGCUGGUGUUGAAGACUUUGGGGGCAAUGAAACUUUGGGGAAGCUAUAUUUGAGAAGAGCUGGGCUCUUCACCGAAGACUACUGGUAUUGGAUAGGGAUAGGAGUGCUGUUGGGCUACGCGCUUCUUUUCAACACUCUAUUUACGCUUGCUCUUACAUACUUGAAUCCUUUGCAGGAAGACAGAGCUAUGAUGACUAAAGAAACUCUCGACGAAAAAGUAGGCGCUUCGACUGGGCUAUUGUCGAGGUCGGCGAGUCAGAACUUGCCGCGAUCGUUGUCCUCUAAGGGAGCUGGAACUCCUGACCGUACGAGUUUCACCAUCCCAGAAAAUGAAAGUGCACCGAAGGAUGGAAAGGGAGAUGAAGGUCACGAUAAGACUUUUCAAGUAUCUAGAGUUUCCAGUUCCUUUGCGAGAGAUUCAUUUACAUCUGAUACCGAACGCAAGGUUGAAAAGCGUGGAAUGAUACUGCCGUUUGAACCGCUGUCCAUCAGCUUCAGAGAUAUCAACUAUUACGUCGACAUGCCCGCUGAGAUGAAGCAACAGGGAGCUUCUGAAGAUAAACUUCAGCUCUUGAAGGGAAUUUAUGGAGCUUUUAGGCCAGGUGUGCUCACCGCUCUGGUGGGAGUUAGUGGAGCUGGCAAGACUACUUUGAUGGAUGUUCUGGCUGGAAGAAAGACGGGAGGCUACAUCGAGGGGGAUAUUCACAUUGCUGGUUUCCCUAAAGUCCAAGAGACGUUUGCCAGAAUCUCUGGAUAUGUAGAACAGAACGACAUUCAUUCUCCUCUCCUUACAGUCUCCGAGUCUCUUACAUUUAGUGCAUGGCUCCGUCUCCACAAAAGUGUAGACGAUACUACGAAGGCGAAAUUUGUUCAGGAAGUUAUGGAGUUAGUGGAACUUACCACCCUUAAGAACGCGCUGGUUGGGCUCCCUGCGGUCAGUGGUCUUUCUACAGAGCAACGGAAACGUCUGACCAUUGCUGUAGAGCUCGUGGCGAACCCUUCCAUCAUCUUUAUGGACGAGCCAACCUCUGGAUUGGAUGCUCGAGCUGCUGCAAUCGUCAUGAGAACGGUUCGAAAUACUGUAGAUACAGGUCGAACUGUUGUGUGCACAAUUCAUCAACCUAGUAUCGACAUAUUUGAAGCUUUUGAUGAGUUACUUCUUCUAAAGCGUGGUGGAAGAACCAUCUAUGCUGGUCCACUCGGACGACGAUCCCACAGAUUGAAAGAGUAUUUCGAGGCUGUUCCUGGUGCACCAAAACUGAAAGAUGGCUACAAUCCAGCAACCUGGAUGCUGGAAGUAUCUUCCGUUGGGGUCGAAACGAAGCUGGGAGUCGACUUUGCUGAUAUCUAUGAAUCCUCAGCUCUAUUCCAGAGGAACAAAAGUCUGGUCGAGGAACUGAGUAAACCUGCCCCAAAUGCCAAAGACUUAUGGUUUCCUACCCAGUAUUCACAGUCCUUCUUCUCUCAGAUCUCAUCCUGCGUAUGGAAGCAACGCAUAACAUACUGGAGGAAUCCUAAGUUCAACAAUACUCGGCUUGUCUAUACAGUAGUAUGUGGCCUUGCUAUAGGGUCAAUCUUCUGGGAUGUUGGACGGAAGAGACACACGGAAAUUGGCCUCUAUUCCGUCAUGGGAAGUAUGUACGGUAGUGUCGUAUUCCUGGGAGUAAAUAAUGCCCGACAGAUCCUACCCCUUGUAGCCACAGAAAGAACUGUGUUUUACAGGGAAAGAGCAGCAGGAAUGUAUUCUGCCAUUCCCUACGGCAUAGGCCAGGUCUUGAUCGAGAUGCCCUACUCCUUGUUCCAGUCAGUACUUUUCGGGGUACUGACUUAUUUCAUGAUGCAUUUGGAAUAUGACGCUGGAAAGUUCUUCUGGUACCUUUACUACCUGUACCUCACACUCCUGUACUUCAGCUAUUAUGGUAUGAUGGCUGUUGGCCUCACUCCUAAUCAACAAGUCGCAUCGAUCGUGGCUACCCUAUUCUAUGGAUUCUUCAAUCUCUUUUCCGGAUUCCUGAUACCUUAUCCUAGUAUCCCCAUAUGGUGGAAAUGGUACUACUGGAUGUGCCCAUUGGCUUACUCGCUUUACGGAUGCGUAGUCUCCCAGUUUGGAGAUUUGCAUGAGGAGUUGCUGAUGUUCGACGGCAGCACAACUUAUAUCGACGUGUUAAUCAGAGAAAGAUUCGGUUUCAAGAGAAGUUUUCUACCUCUGACAAGUGUUAUGGUGAUUGUGUUCGCAAUAGUUUUUGCUUCAAUCUUCAUGUACACCAUAGCCAGAUUCAACUUUCAGCGUCGGUGAGAGGAAGCUUUUUACAGCCAGAGAAGAGGCCUUCAAGCGAGUGCUGAACUUUGAGCUGCGAAUCACUGUUGCGGACUCAGUUGUAUUCCAACUCAGUUCGUCGUGCUCUAAAAGAUGGAGGUUCCAGCUUCUGUUUCUGCGUUCGUUGAAACAGCACGCGUUUCAGCUGCCUCACUUGACUGCCCUUGGACUCGACAUUGAGCUUUCGGAGAGCUGUUGGAUCUGCUGGCGAAUGAAGUCUGGCUCGCCCAGAUGGAUACGCUGGAAGUUGGUGGGACUAGCGUAGUCGUAAGAUGUCAGAUUGCUCUGAUCGAAUCAGAACAUCAAAGUGAUGGGAUUAAUAUACUCUCUGAACACACACUUAGCCACAAGGGAACGUGAAGCUCUCUCAUGCAUGGUCAUACGGUAGAGAGCUGAUUUCUCUCAAACUGCAAAUCAAGCAGUGUGGAUACUCGCCCUUCGCUCGCAUUUGUGAGAUAAUAUUCCAGGUUAGAGUAAGAGGUUAGCUCUUUUUGCUGCCCAGAUUUGUUACUUUACUCUGUGUAGCGGUGUUUGAAGUCGAGGGAACUGAUUCAACCAUAAGUUAAACUUCCUUCUUUCAUGGUCAAUAGAUUUGAGAUUUAUUUGAGUAAAUAUUCGUGGAUUCUUCCAGAUUUAUUUUUCCAGGAACUGUGAGAAAAAUCAUUUCUCACCUGAUGUCUAGGGACGAGAAGAAGAAGAAGAGCCUAAAAGCACAAAAGACUCCCGUAGUAUCAAACUUGAGUUCCGUAGAUGGGAAGAGAAAUAUGCAUCUCUACUGAUACAAGUGAAGGACAAAAUAUGAGAAGGAACGGACGAGUUAACAAUUGUAUAUCUAAUUACACAGGAUCUUGAGUGGGAGUAGGUCCUGCAACUGGGGAUAUGUGUGAAAUAGCGUAGUCUGAGCCUUCGUUCUUAUCAGUGCAUCUUGAUGUGGAGUUUGAGCUAAGGGAUCGGAUAGUUAUCCACAAGUCAAACUCUUGGUAGGAAUGAUAUCGACAGAUUUAUGGAACUGAUGGUUUGAAUGCCACACGGACAUUUAUAUACAGAGUACGAGAGUAACUUCGAAAGUAUAUAUUUGUUCUCCUUCAGCCUUUUCGGAAAGAAAGUCCACUGAUCACACGACCAUCUUGAAGUUGUCAGGAAUAAUGCGUAGAUCAAGAUCAUGUUGGACUUCAUCCUACCUUUUCCCUACAACUUUUUCUUCAUCCAAGCAGGUGUUUUUGAUAUAUUCCCAACACAAACGACGUGGUUUUCAACAUAAGUUCCGAUGCACAAGCCUUCAAUUCAAAGCUCCAUACUCCUGUUUCUCAAUCAAAUCAAAUCAACAGCAAAAACCGUUAUAGAUCAAUCCAAACGUGAAGGAACGUA